Messenger RNA from Aphanomyces astaci, 3838 nucleotides. RefSeq lists its product as hypothetical. The coding region runs from base 24 to 662 and encodes 212 amino acids. The transcript is spliced from 2 exons. The record is from RefSeq and is a predicted model, not a curated record. NCBI's taxonomy places the organism in Eukaryota, Oomycota, Saprolegniomycetes, Saprolegniales, Verrucalvaceae.
GUUUCCGUCAACACGACAAUCACAUGUCCAUCGUCGGUAAGGAGAACAAGACGAUGAACCAGCUCCUAAUGGAAGGCGAGUGGAACAUCUAUUACGUCUCCGCGCUGUACAAAUUCCAACAAGACCGCGAAGCGUUGACCACGGACGCAAUGGACCUUGUGGUCUUCCUUCGAACCGCGGAUGAUCGCGACUUGAAGCCCCAUCAAGGUGUGUCCGUGAGCGUCCGAUCGAACGACGACAUGGCAGUGUUUUCGAUCCAAGAGCAAGUUGCAGGAACUGGUGGGGCGUCCGGGCAGUUGGUGGGGGCAUUCGUAUACUACACCCCCCAAGGCCAUGAAGGGGUUCCUUCCUUAUGUGCACCGCAACUUCUCCUCCUUCAAGGCAACGAGAGUCUGGUAAAAAAAGUAUGCGGAUGGGUCCAGCACCGAUACCAGUGUGUGGUUGCCCUCCAGUCCCUUCGCAUUCGAUCUAUAUGCAUGGAGCAAUUCGCGCAGUCCCUUUUUCUUCACAUUGCAACCGAGUCCGGCGAUGGACACUCGAAUGCUGUUCAUGCUCCGCUGAAAUUGACACUACGCCGUGAAGGUGAUGUGAAGGUGGUGCGCAGUAUCACAAUCUCCAUCCCAUUCCACGAUAUCCUGGCCAAGCAUGAACUUGAGAGGUAGCACAUCUACAUGAUCAUGCCGCCACGGUACGUCUAACAUUGUAUACGACAGGGAGCGUCGGGACACUCUGGUUGAACAAGGUACGACACAGCUUGACGCCAUUCCCAGUGUCUGACGAUCUCGUAGAUCACAUGAUUCGGUCGCUCUGCCUCCCAUACUUUUCCCAGCUCUCGGAAGACUUGGAGUCAUACUGCCUCGCCGCUGUCUCGUCAGACGACUGCGAGCUAGACAACCGCGGCAUCUUUCGGAUCCUCCGCACCGACCGCGUCUCAGAGCUACUCAGCGACCUCGUCGACAUUUUUACCGCUCAGGACAUAACAAUUCCAGAAACUCCAGAAACCACACUGUAAUACAUUAUUGUUACCCAUACCGACUAAAGUCCAAGCUCAUGGACGUCGUGGGGGCUGCCGCCGCCGCCGCCGUCUUGUCCACCAACGCCUGUCGCAAGGCAGUCUGCAGGGCGCUUCGCAUGUCUUCGCCCAUUCGACCUACUGCCGCCUUGAAACUUCCGCUGAACAUCGUCGCAAUGCUAAUGAGCAUGCGGCCUGUGGUCGUGGGCUGGGACAGUCGAAGGAGCAGCGGCAGGACGACCUGCAGCCAUCCUUCGCCGGCCCCAUGCACCUCCAUCCCAGUCAUCAACACCGUCAUCCACGCUUCAACCUCGUCACAGACGUCCUUGGAAAUGAGUUGGACACCGUCUUCAUGCAGCAGUCGCACCACCGCCAUUCCCAUGCGCUGGGAAACGACGGGAAUGCCAGCUAAAGUCCUCGAGCACGCCAAGGCGGCGACGGCGGCGGCGUCCAUGCUAGUAGCGCUGACUUGAUGCAUCCACGUCGUAGCAAUGCGAUCGUGGAAGUCGCUUAAGUCGACGAUGGUCCCCACGUGGGUGGUCACGGAACUCACGAGUUUGGCUGCAAAUGGGACGACAUGGCCCGUCGCGAGCCACUCGAUCGUGUCGACGAGGACGCGGAGGCUGGUCGCGAGGGCCGGCGACAGCUGCUGCGCCGCCUCCACAGCAUGAAGGUCGACGGAAGUAGAAGCGGCCACGACACAUCGCAGCGUCGCGUCCACGUAGAGCACCGCCGUGGGUUCGAGCCAGUCGCAGGUCAGACCAAAGUGGCGCAGGACGUCAUUGGCCACGAGAAUAAACGCAGGACCGAACGACGGAUCCAACGGCAAGAGGACGGCGGCCCCGGCGGCGGCGGUCCGCAUCCCUUCGACGACCACUGACGAUGAAGCCAGUUUGACGUGGCGUGCAGUGGUCGAUCGAAGCACGACGGUGGUCGCAAGAUGUAGUUGCUGCAGCGUCGUCUGCCGCGCCAUCGAGUCGACAGAGGCCAUGGCGGCGUGGAUGUACGUGGCGCCGUCUUUGGUCGACAGAGCUUGGAUGGCUCGAAGGGCGGCGGCUUCAACUCGGUCGUCGGGGUGGGAUGCCAGCACAAGAAGAGUGUGGAGGACGUUGCCGUACGUGUCUGGAGUGAUGGACGUCCAGUCCAGCAUGCUGGGAAGGGCCUCUAGCACCGUGAGAACGCCCGAAACGUCGGUCGUUCGCGCCGAAAAGUACAAAAGGGCGGCUGUGAGCAGCGUCGUUCGGUCGGCAGACCGUUGAGCCAGGGCGGCCAGAAGCACGGGGGUUUGGGCCAUCGCGACUGCUUUCAGCACGUCCAGAUCCCGCGUGGACGUAAAGAACGUUCCUCCGAAAUUCGUGGCUCCAGCGGGGGGGGGCACGAGCAGCAAGCAGAAAUCGCGCACUGCGUCCGUCCAUGCCGUCAGGACAUGACGAGGCAGGACGAUCGCGUCCGCGGUGGCGACUAGGGCGACGCGCGCGAGGCUUCCAAGGGUGGUGAGCGCGAGGCGGAAGCGCAGCGUGUCGUCGCACAUGGACGCGUCGUAGGAAAAGUCUGGUUGACGGAGCAGCAGCUUCACGAGACGGUUCACCGCAACUUUAUCCGUGAUGAUCUUGUUGGCAAUCACGUGGGCGAUGGUCACCGCGCCUUCAAGCUGCAGCGGUUCGUAGCCGCCCAAUACUACCGUAGACGACGAAGCAAAUGGAGGCGACGCCGGGUCCGAGGCAAACGCGCGGCGGACGGUGGACGACAGCUGCGCUUGGUACUGCACCAGCAGCGUUUCGUCGGGGAGUUCAGGGUCCACGCCGCCAGCCAUGGCUUGACACACGACGUUCAAGAGCGUCAUGCCUGCGCUUUGGAGGCGCUGCAGCUCAAACCCGUCCAUGGACAUGGCGCUCAUCUGACACGCGAGGGUCACGAGUUCGUCCACGUACAAACUGACAAAGUUCACAUUGUCGUGUUCGGACGCCAGCCUUGUUAUUGCCGCACGGGCCUUGCCCACGUCAAAGUGCACGGACGCAACGGCGGAGGUCGAGACGAGGUCGAGGAUGGCCACGACACUGUGCACGGCAAACUCGCGUACGCGGCGGUGCAGACAAGGAAUGUCUGCGAGAGUGGCGCAGAUCCGAUGGUUGGUCCGGCGCCAAAUGUCGGACGAGGUCGAGGGGCUGCCUUGCGAUACGGGCGAGUCCGGCCCCCCUCGUCCUCCCCUAGGACUGCCGACGUCGUCUGUGGAUGGAGGCGGCACAGACACGACGCCGCCGACUGCUAGACCUCGACAUAACAACAGCCAUUCGCACGCUUUGUUGCCGUUGUGAAGCUUCUGAACGCCGCAGUCGGUGACCAGGAGCGCUGUCAGACACCCCUGGAGUUCUGCGACGGGGUUGGAUGGCACGUGGCGGUGGUGGCCAGUGGCACACAUCCCUCGAAAGGCCGGCAAGAGCGGGUAGUCGGCGGCGAUUUCGUGCACUUGAAGGGCUUGGAAGAGCACGAGGUGCAGAUUUUCCUGGUGGAUCACGGCCGGGUCGCGCUCGACGAGGAUGCGGACGAUGAGCAGCAUCACGGCUCGGCACUCGGCUGGCGUCGACACAGCGGGUUGGCGCAGCAGUGCUUUGACUCGCGUGAGGUCGCUGGUUUUGAAAUACGACGGUGCAAACAGCACCAACUGUUCGAUGAAGCGGAGGUACUCGAGCUCGACCCUCGGGUCGGGAGUCAUGCGGAGGAGGUCCCAGAAGACGUACAGUUGGUCGAUGCGGUUACCCCCCGCGUCCAAGAGUUCGGGCCCGAGGGCCGACACGAUGCUGUUGAUCACCUACAGCCAAAAAAGAC